UCAUUCAUAGUUGUAUCGUUGUUGUUGUUGGAUACAACACAACAACGCUUUUGUGUCUGUUAAUACUUGCUUGUCACACAGGUGCGCCGAAAAAUCGUGUUCAUCAGGCCGUAGAAACGGCAUUAACAGUUUUUGGAAGAAGUCGAAGACCCAAGACCCUGUAUAAACCGGUUCUGUGCUCGCUAAUGUGUUUUAACAACCGUGGACAUAAUAAGAUUUCGAAUUUUGUACUAUUAAUGACAGUGUGGAUUUUCUUUGUUGACAAUAAUUGUUGUUGUUGAAGACAGUUUAAAUAAUCUAGAAAGUUAUUUUUGUUAUAUUAUUAUAGUUUAUUUACCUAACUCGAAUAAAAUGAAGCUACUUCUGCCAGUAUUACUUUUAACAGUAUUCAGCCUUAAACCAUCAACUGCCGCUACGUUUGCUUUCCCCCAGAUAGUGAGUAAAAACGCCUACAUGCUCUACGGGCAAGCCUUAGAAGCCAUCUUCACCAUGGGCUUAAGGUUGCAAGCCAUCAUGGACACUUCCACAGAUGAGAACUUCGUUGUCUCUCCUCUUAGUACGACAGCCAUUAUUGCCCAGAUGUUGAUCGGUGCUGACGGGGAAUUCAGAGAACAACUUCACAAUCUACUAUCUUUACCAGUCAGUACGUCAUCAUUCAACGUGACGCACUACAGCAAAAACGGCAACGAAAGUCAGAUAUUACCGUACGCUACGUUCCAUUUGCAACUAGCCAUCUUGAUCAAAAACUUGCGACAAAGAAAGCCAGGCGAACAAUUCACUUUGAAUCUGGACAACGCUUUAUUCUACAACGAACACAUUGAUUUGAGAAACGUCUUUGCUGCUUCCCUUAAGAAGAUGUAUAAUACCGAAGUUGCGGCUUUGGAUUUCAGGACAGAUACGAGAAGCAUUAUCAACAACUGGGCUUCGGAUCACACUAACGGAUUGAUAAAAUCAUUUUUAUCCAACCGUUUACCUCCAAACACAGCCUCCCUGUUCCUCAACUCCAUUUACUUCCUAGCUGAAUGGGAAACUGCGUUUGCAGACUUUCUAAACAACGAAGACAACUUCCAAGUCAACCCGACGACUUCGGUUAACACGACAUUCAUGAUGGGCAACAUUUUGGACAUACCUUUCACCGAAACCAAGGAUUACCGACUAGUAUGUUUACCUUACAAGAAUAGAGAAGUCGGUAUGUAUAUCAUAUCGCCGAAUAUCAAUCACGAACAUAAAUACAACAUCAAGAAGUUCGCGGAGAGCAUCAACCCGCAAGAAAUAUUAAAAUCCUUAAAUAACAUGAAACCUCACGAUGUAACUGUUAAAAUCCCAAAACUAUCGCUCAGCAACAGUUUGAGCAUCUUGAAACCGUUGCAGAGGUACACCGUCUUUGAGAAAGUGAACAGGCCGAAGCAGCAGAACACCAACUCCAUCGAUGACAUUGUUAAUAAAGUGCAAGAUUUCAAGAACUUCACGGUACCGAUGCAUGAAGAUAUUUACUUGGAAAAUGCAUCGAAAGAUACACCUUUGAGAGUAUCGGAUAUCAUCCAGCAAAUGGUGUUUUCCAUAAACGAGAAAGGGACAGAAGCUGCUGCGGUUUCCGGGGGAAUCACGGAUUAUAUGGGCGGGGCGAAAACGUUGAUUUUGAACAGGCCUUUUUCGUUCUUCAUCAGGCAUGAAGAGACGCAGGCUGUUAUAUUUUGGGGAACGAUUUCGAACCCUACAAAAAAUUAAGUACCUAUGUUUUAUAUAUUAUAUAUGUUUAUGUUUUUUUUUUGAAACUUUUCUAUUGAAAAGCUGACUGAUACACACUUGUUACAAGGUGUUCUUAAUUUUAUUUAUUUAUAGGUAGGAAUUAAAAAUAAAUAUAUUUUUAAUAAUAAUCA
Molecule: messenger RNA, 1880 nt
Organism: Psylliodes chrysocephalus
Lineage: Eukaryota; Metazoa; Arthropoda; Insecta; Coleoptera; Chrysomelidae
Source: the annotation of a GenBank genome assembly